Messenger RNA from Phyllostomus discolor (pale spear-nosed bat), 1190 nucleotides. RefSeq names its product cell death inducing DFFA like effector b (gene CIDEB). Bases 127 to 786 code for a protein of 219 amino acids. Gene Ontology annotation, biological process: regulation of apoptotic process; apoptotic process. NCBI's taxonomy places the organism in Eukaryota, Metazoa, Chordata, Mammalia, Chiroptera, Phyllostomidae. The transcript has 5 exons. The record is from RefSeq and is a predicted model, not a curated record.
UCCAGGCUUGACUCAUCCCCCACCUCACUGGGGCUGAGGUCCCAGCUCCGUAACAGAAAUCAUCACCGCUUCAGCCCAGCACAGCAGAGAACAGCCUAGCCCAGAACUCUCCUCUUUCCCUCCACCAUGGAGUACCUCUCUGCCCUGAAUCCCAGUGGCCUACUCAGGUCAGUAUCCAAUAUGAGCUCUGAGUUUGGCCGUAGAGUCUGGACCUCAGCUUCACCACCCCCGAGACCUUUCCGUGUCUGUGAUCACAAGCGGACCAACCGGAAAGGUCUGACAGCUGCCACCCGAGAGGAGCUGCUAGACAAGGCACUGGAGGCCUUGCUGCUGAGUGGAGCGCUAACCCUGGUGCUGGAGGAGGAUGGGACCGCCGUGGAGAGCGAAGACUUCUUCCAGUUGUUGGAGGAUGACACGUGCCUGAUGGUGCUGGAGUGUGGACAGAGCUGGAGUCCCAACAGGAGUGGGGUGCUGUCAUAUGGCCUGGGCCGGGAGAAGCCCAAGCACAGCAAGGACAUCGCCCGCAUCACCUUUGACGUGUACAAGCAAAACCCUCGAGACCUCUUUGGGAGCCUGAACAUCAAGGCCACAUUCUAUGGGCUCUACUCCAUGAGUUGUGACAUUCAAGGACUCGGCCCAAAGAAAGUACUCAGGGAGCUCCUCCGAUGGACCUCCACACUGCUGCAAGGCCUGGGCCAUGCGUUGCUGGGAAUUGCCUCUACCCUUCGCCAUGUAGUGGAAGGGGCUGGGCAGUGGCAGCAGCAAGGUCGCCUUCAUCCCUACUGAGAAGGGGCUUGGAGCUUCUGCCCCUAGACUCAUCCCAACAGACAGCUAUAGGGACUGUGACAUUAGGCCCGGGGACCUGCAGAUAGUGCAGACUAGGUAACUCCACUGGUUUCCCCGCUGUCCUCUGCCCUGUCAGCAUAAUGCCUCACACCGCUAGCCUAGCCCCAUUCCUAGCCAUCUUCUCAGCCUCCCACCUACCCCGAAAGGCCACAAGCUUGUCCCAGACAUCUUCAUGCCACCCUGACUGCUGCGGCCUCUAGAUGUUCACACAGCUCCCCUCCCUGCGCUCCCACUUCGGUGAAGACAGUCAGCCGUCUUGGACUGUACUCUGAGAUCUCUGUUUUCUCAUACCCUUCCCAAGAAUAACAAAGGCAUUACCAAUAAAAAUAUAAAAAUGUUUACCG